This is a messenger RNA of Penicillium samsonianum, 2958 nucleotides long. Its product is annotated as serine/threonine protein kinase. Gene Ontology annotation, molecular function: calcium ion binding; calcium channel activity. The coding region runs from base 1 to 2958 and encodes 985 amino acids. Gene Ontology annotation, cellular component: membrane. Gene Ontology annotation, biological process: intracellular calcium ion homeostasis; calcium ion transmembrane transport. The transcript has a single exon. The record is from RefSeq and is a predicted model, not a curated record. NCBI's taxonomy places the organism in Eukaryota, Fungi, Ascomycota, Eurotiomycetes, Eurotiales, Aspergillaceae.
AUGCCAGACCACGGCAAUGGGAUGUUGAAUCCCAACGACGUGACCAUUGAUAUUCCUCUGACAGAGACGACUUCCCGUGGUCAAACAGGCGCCCGUAAAUGGAACACCAAUACCAGCCCCCGGGACGGCACCUCGCAGACCACAGAGAAGGCACCUAUCGUUGGCCACCAUCAUCGUGGUCCUGGCGGCAGGCGUCGCACAGAUACAGAUAUCAAUGAAUUGUCCGGAAAGCCUGCUGAGUCGCCCGACGACGGCACUAUGAACCGCAUGGGCCGUGUCUACCAAGCUGUCCUGAAUUACUCCCUCAUCACUCGUUACCUGAUUUAUGUUUUUCCCAUUGCGAUUUUGAUCGCGAUUCCGAUCAUUGUGGGCGCUACGGUUGCGACGAACGCCGAAAUUGGUGGUGUUCAUCUUUACUGGUUCUUUACUUGGAUUGAGAUCAUCUGGUGCAGUCUGUGGGCGUCCAAGAUCUUCGCCCGUUACAUUCCUUAUUUCUUCCAGUUUUUGUGUGGUAUCGUCAGCUCCGGUACCCGCAAGUAUGCGCUUAUUCUGCGCGCCCUCGAGACCCCCAUUGCGCUUUUGAUCUGGGCUAUUAUCUCCCUCGUGACCUUCCUGCCGGUUAUGACCUUGACUCCUGGUAAGAAGGACUCCGGCGACACGGGCGUCAAGGCGUGGGAAAAGAGUGUCAAGAAUAUUUUGUUUGCGCUGCUCGUCUGCAGCAUCAUCUACCUGGCCGAGAAAGCUCUUGUGCAGCUCAUCUCGAUCAGUUACCACCGUAAGCAGUUCGACGCCAAGAUCCAGGUCUCCAAGCGCAAUGUACACUUGGUCACUCUCCUCUUCGAGGCUUCGCGCAAUAUGUUCCCUGUCUACUGCGCUGAAUUCAAAGAGGAGGACUCGCUCAUUUUCGAUUCCAUCCUGGCUCAGGCUGGCACCAACGGUGGAAAGCGGUCAUCCGCUAUGCCCCUCCGCAUGAUCCGUCAUGUCGGCAAGAACGUCGGCCGUGUUGGCGACAAGGUCACCGCCGCUUUUGGACACGUUGCGUCGGAGCUUACUGGUAAGCAAGUGUUCAACCCGACUGCAACGCACACCAUGGUUAUCGAUGCCCUUGAGCGCAAGCGUCAUGCUGCUGCGCUGGCCCGCCGUAUCUGGAUGUCGUUUGUGGUCGAGGGCCGUGAAUCUCUAUUCAUGGAUGACAUCGUUGAGGUCCUGGGUGCUGAACACGAGGCUGAGGCCGAGGAGUGCUUCAUGGCUCUUGACAGGGAUGGAAACGGUGAUAUCAGUCUUGACGAGAUGGUCCUGACCAUCACCGAGUUUGGACGCAUGAGAAAGGCCUUGAACCACAGCAUGCACGAUGUCGACCAGGCUAUUCGUGUGCUGGAUAACCUGCUCAUGUGUGUCGCCGGUCUGGUUGGUGUUCUUGUCUUCAUUUCUUUCGUCACCACUGGAUUCGGUACGGUCAUUGCGGCUGGUGCCACCUCGCUGCUCUCCCUCAGUUUCGUCUUCUCCGUUACCGCCCAAGAAGUCCUCGGUUCCUGCAUCUUCCUCUUCGUCAAGCAUCCCUUCGAUAUCGGUGACCGUGUCGAGGUCAGCGACAAGCCUUUCGUCGUUGAGCGUAUUUCGCUUCUUUUCACUGUCUUCCGCAAUGUUACCGAUGCCCGCAUCACGCAGGUUCCUAACAACAUUCUGAACAGUCUCUGGGUUGACAACUUCACUCGCGCCAAUGCUAUGCAUGAACAGCUUAUCAUCCCCGUUGCCUUCGAUACUAGCUUUGCCGAGGUUCAAUUGCUGCGCCAGGAGAUGGAGAACUUCGUUCGCGACAAGGAUAACUGCCGUGACUUCCAGCCGGAUAUUGAUAUCGAGCUCGAUGGCGUUGGUGAUAUGGACAAGCUCCAGCUGCGUGUUGACAUCCGUCACAAGUCUAACUGGUCUAACGAGACUAUACGCGCUGCCCGCCGAUCCAAGUUCCUGUGUGCUUUGGUCCUAGCCGUCCGCAAGAUCCAGGUUCGCGGUCCAGGUGUUGAACCUCCCGCAGAAGAGGGUGCCGACGGUGAUAGCAAGGGUGAUGAUGCCGGUGCCGGUGCAGGCGCAGGUCGCCGCAAGUCUACUCAAGGUGGCGGUGCCGACUCCUCCAAACCCGACCCUGGUGUCGCCGCUGCCGCCGCAGGUAUCCUCAACUACGAGAACACAGCCCAGUCGACAGGAUACGACCAGGCCCGUUCGGGAACAGUUACUCACCGCGGCUCCACCCAGACCAACGCCGAGCGCGAAGCUGCCAUCGUCGAAAUGCUCAACGCCCGCUCCCCAACCGUUGAUGCUGGCCGCGACAACUACGACAGCCACGAUAACGCCCUCCACCGCACUGCUACCAACACCUCCACCAACCAAGGCAACCAGCUAAACGUGCACAACGGAAGCGAAGGCCUCAACCGCGGCCUAUCAACCGGCCACCGCAAGCUCGGCGAUCGCGUCUCCUACCACGAGCAGGAAACCCACUCCAUGCCCAGAAACGGCCCUCUCUCCCCCGUCCCCGCCGGCAUGACCCCGUCCUCAAGCCAAGUUCCCAUCCUCGAGACCCCCAAGCCCGGCUCCCGUAGCAGCGCCCGCUACGAGCCCCGUCCUCGCUCAGGCCAGGACCAAGACCAGAGCACCGUCCAGAUGGUGGGAUCCCCCGACCCAAACCCCUUCAACGGCUACUACUCCCACGACACGGGGUACAAUGAGAUCCCAGCCGGCGGCUACAGCGCCGAGAACACUCCGGCACGCGAACGCCGCGGUUCGAACCCGGAUAUCUCCGGCGUGACGGCGUCCAGUAAUUACCAGCUCUCGGAUCGAUAUGACCCCGUCUCCCCGCCGUCUAUCUACUCCCCGCCCCAGCCGGGGCCCCCACAGCAGGCUACGGCAUACAACACUCCUCCGCUGAGGAAGAAUAAGUCUCCUUAUGGGGAGCAUGAGGUUUGA